Messenger RNA from Durio zibethinus, 948 nucleotides. RefSeq names its product auxin-induced protein AUX22-like. Gene Ontology annotation, cellular component: nucleus. NCBI's taxonomy places the organism in Eukaryota, Viridiplantae, Streptophyta, Magnoliopsida, Malvales, Malvaceae. Gene Ontology annotation, biological process: regulation of DNA-templated transcription. The record is from RefSeq and is a predicted model, not a curated record.
UAAAAACUACCUUUCCAAUUUUUCUACCUAUAUAUCUUCAUAAUUAGCAUAAAAACACACAAUAAAAGCCCAAAGUGAAAACAAGAGAACUGAAAAUUGUAAGCAAUCAUCAGAGAAAUUAAAAUGGCCAAGGUCGAAGGUCUAGGACUCGAAAUCACGGAGCUUAGGUUGGGUCUUCCUGGUGAUUCCGGUCAUCAUGGAAUUGACAAAAAUGAAAAGAAAAGAAUUUUCUCAGAAAUUUCCGAGGAGGAGGGAAAUGGCAAGAUCAGAGAUGGCCAGAAAAUGCAAGGCAAGAGUCAAGUUGUGGGGUGGCCUCCGGUGUGUUCGUAUCGAAAAAAGAAUAGCUUCAGCGACGAAGAUGGGUCUAAAACAUCAAAAAUGUACGUGAAAGUUAGCAUGGAUGGAGCUCCUUUUCUUCGCAAAAUUGAUUUAGGCAUGCACAGAGGUUACUCUGAUCUUGCUACGGCAUUGGAGAAGCUGUUUGGAGAGGCGUUGAGGGAUGCAGACAGCUGUGAAUUUGUUCCCAUAUAUGAAGACAAAGAUGGAGACUGGAUGUUAGCAGGAGAUGUUCCCUGGGAGAUGUUUAUUGAAUCAUGCAAAAGGCUGAGGAUCAUGAAAAGAGCAGAUGUUAAGGGUUUUGAAGUGCUGAGAUCAAGGAAAUUCUAAAUGGAACUUAAAAAAAAAAAAAAAGUGACUGGAAAAGCCAGUUGAAGAAUUACGUGACUAUAGUUUCUAUGAUUGAUAGUAUACUUUGUUAAAGGUUAAUGAUGGUUAUAAGUUACUUGAUUAAGAAGACGAUUCUUGUUUUCAAUACUACUUUUCUGGAUUAUUGAUGUUAAGACUUAAUUUGUUAUAUUGUAAUUGGGAUAUAGGACCCAUCAUAGGUAAGAAACAUAAUUUGCUUUCGCAUUAUGAAUUUGAGGUUGUUAUAUGCUGUUUGGUGCUUGA